This is a messenger RNA of Pseudoliparis swirei, 797 nucleotides long. RefSeq names its product GINS complex subunit 1 (Psf1 homolog) (gene gins1). The coding region runs from base 11 to 598 and encodes 195 amino acids. Gene Ontology annotation, biological process: DNA strand elongation involved in mitotic DNA replication; DNA replication. NCBI's taxonomy places the organism in Eukaryota, Metazoa, Chordata, Actinopteri, Perciformes, Liparidae. Gene Ontology annotation, cellular component: GINS complex. The transcript has 7 exons. The record is from RefSeq and is a predicted model, not a curated record.
CGGAACCGAGAUGUUCUGCGAGAAAGCGGUGGAGUUAAUCCGGGAGCUGCACCGGAUGACUGACGGACAGCUUCCCGCUUUUAACGAGGACGGACUGCGGCAGGUUCUGCAGGAGAUGGAGGCGCUUUACGAGCAGAACCAGGCGGACGUUAACGAGGCGAAGGCUGAAGGUCGAUCUGACCUCAUUCCCUCCAUCAAACUACGUCACUGCUGCUUGUUGAGGAACCAACGCUGCCUCACCGCCUACCUGUACGACCGGCUGCUGAGGAUGCGCGCUCUGCGCUGGGAGUACGGCAGCGUUCUACCGGCUAACGUUCGGUUCCACAUGUGUGCGGAGGAGGUGCAGUGGUUCAGCCAGUACAAGAAGUCUCUGGCCUCCUUCAUGCGGUCUCUGGGGGGCGAUGGUCUGGACCUCACGCAGGACAUGAAGCCCCCAAAGAGCCUCUACAUCCAGGUGAGGUGUUUAAAGGACCACGGAGAACUGGAGAUCGACGAUGGAACUGUGAUCCUGCUGAAGAAGAACAGUCAGCACUUCCUGCCGCGGUGGAAAUGCGAGCAGCUGAUUCGUCAGGGCGUCCUGGAGCACGUGGUGUCCUGACGGAGCGUUCCCAUUGGUCCAUCCGACGGCCAGAUGUCCCUGAACGCAACAGUUUCAAAAUAAAACCGAUGUUUUUCUAAACGUGUGGCCUGUCUGUUACCGGAAGUGCUCAUGACGUCAUGAGACGGUUGGAAGGUGCAGCUCACUUUAAAUACGUUUUAUUUAUAAAUUAUUAUCUUUGUUUUAAUAACUUUAAAGG